Molecule: messenger RNA, 2272 nt
Organism: Gymnodraco acuticeps
Lineage: Eukaryota; Metazoa; Chordata; Actinopteri; Perciformes; Bathydraconidae
Exons: 11
Coding region: 112-2055 (647 amino acids)
Biological process (GO): non-canonical Wnt signaling pathway; canonical Wnt signaling pathway
Cellular component (GO): plasma membrane
Molecular function (GO): Wnt receptor activity; Wnt-protein binding
Source: RefSeq, a predicted model, not a curated record
GAGACUCCAUUCGUGGACUCCUACUCCACCCCCUGAGCAGAGAAGAAGAAACGACUAAACCUCUGAAGUCUUUGUGAAGCAGCGCACAGUUUUGAGAGCUUUCAGAGAGCCAUGGAGUGUUUGUUUUUAGUGUUUUUGGGUUCGCUGCUGGUUCCUCUGCGGGCACAAAGCAGGACAAACUGCAAGCCCAUGACCUCCACCUUUUGUCAGGGUUUAGGGUACUCCACCACCCAACAUCCUACAGGAGCAACGGGGUACAACAUGCGGGAGAUCGGUCAGAUCGUGGAGACUUCGUGCUCUCCGAACGUGGCCGUGCUCAUGUGCCGGGUCGUGGUGCCGGAGUGCGGCUCGGAGGACGACGCUCGGAUGAGGCCGUGCCGAGCGCUGUGUGAGAAGGUGAGGACGGACUGUGAAGCUCCGCUGAAAGCCAAAAGGAUCAGCUGGCCGUCGAGGCUCCGCUGCGACACUCUGCCCGAGAACAACUGUGCGCCGGGUCAGGUCUCCAGCCCCGCUCAAACAUCGUUGCCUACAUGUGAGGAGAUCAGCGUGGCUCUGUGCCGGGACCAGACGUACACCGAGACUGUGCUGCCGAACCUCCUGGGCCACGCCUCUCAGGAGGAGGCCGGCCUGGAGAUAAACAAGUAUUCCCCUCUCAUCCAAGUGGGCUGCUCCUCUCACCUGAAGCCUUUCCUGUGCUCCGUCUACACUCCGAAGUGUGUGUCUGGAGCUCGUCGGCCUCCCUGCAGGACGCUCUGCGAGAAGGCCAGGUCGGGCUGUGAAUCCCUGAUGAACAAAUACAACAUCCUGUGGCCAGAAGCCCUGCGAUGUGAAGCCUUCACCACCGAGAGCUGCGAGAACAUUCAAGGUUUCCCUCAACCAUCGUCUGCAUCAUGUGAGGACAUCACCAUCCCUCUGUGCAGAAACCUUCCCUACUCUCAGACUGUGCUGCCGAACCUCCUGGGCCACGUCUCUCAGGAGGAGGCCGGCCUGGAGGUGCAUCAGUUUUUUCCUCUGGUUAAAGUGAGCUGCUCCCCUCACCUCCAGCCCUUCCUGUGCUCCGUCUACGCCCCUGAGUGUGUGGUGGGGACGCCGCGGCCCCCCUGCAGGACGCUCUGUGAACACGCACGCUCCAGCUGCGAACCUCUGAUGAAAAAGUUUGGUUUUGCGUGGCCAACAGCCCUCAGGUGUGAAGCCUUUACCACCGAGUCCUGCGAACACUAUGGAGUGGGCAGCAGUGGGGGGGUCUGUGAGCCGAUCACCAUCCCCAUGUGCCAGAACCUCUCCUACAACCAGACCAUCAGCCCCAACCUGCUGGGACACACCAGUCAGAGGGAGGCGGUGGGGAAGAUGUCCUUCUUCAACGCCAUGGCUCAGUCCAUGUGCCCCGUGGACGUCCGCCUGUUCGUCUGCAUGGUGUACGCCCCCAAGUGUUCGGGAGGGGAAGUGCAGCGGCCCUGCAGGUCCUUCUGUGAAAGAGCCAAGCGGGGCUGCGAGGGGACGAUGGCCAGCUUUGGGGUUUCCUGGCCAAACGACCUGCAGUGCAACGCUUUCCCCGAGCAAAUGUGUGUAUCGGAAGACAGCCGGCCAGAUACGCUGGAUGCUGAAGGAGUUCUCGCUAAGCUGAACGCCGGGGGCUACACCGUUCGUGGCAAUACCCUGACUCUCAAGACAGCCCGUCUCCUGUUGACCCUCAUGGACGCAGACCGGUCUGGAGACCUGAAUGUGGUCGAGGUCUUCAAGAUGGAGCACUAUGCGGCUCUUGUCAGGCGGGAAUAUGUGGAGAGCUACGAGAGCAGGAACCCGCCCUCCGUCCCUCAAAGCCAAAUGAAAAGGGCUUUGUCCGCCCAUGAAUUCGACUUGGACGAUGAAACCUUCAUAGUUCUGUGGAACGGGAUCCGCUCCAGAGACGGGAUCGAAUACGACGAGUAUGUGGCCGUCAUGACCAAACUCCUGAUCCUCAGAGAUCGUUUCAAUACUCAUCAGCUGAGGUUACCGUGUGACUGCCAGGUGGCCAGCUUCUCAUACAAGCAGUUCAUGAAAUCAGCCAUAAUCUGAGGAUCAAAUGGAAGCUGAAUGGAUCACAGAUGCUAAGAGCUGUCAUUUUAUGUCCUACAUUCUCAAGUCUUCAUCCUUCAAGGAGACAUUAAACACUGAGAAUAAGUUGUUGAGAGUUCAAGAUUUUCUUAUCAAUGUCUUAAGUUUGUGUUUUUUGGUUAACGUGUUAAUUCUGUACAAUGACUUCCCAAUUACAAUAAAAGCGAAUUGGUUGAAA